ACUGUAAACUGAUGCCAGAUCUGCCUGACUGAUAAACACUGUAUCACGAGACUUCAGUCAGUCAGUCAGUCAGUCAGUCAGUCAGUCAUCUGAACUGCUUUCAGAUCAGAGCCGAGGGAAUUAAAUCCACCAUUUUACAGUGAAGUGGAUUCCAGCUGAGCUCUCUCCAGCUUUGGCUUGUGCAUGGACAGGCAGGUGGUGGAGAGGGCCAAGGAGGCCUUCCUGGGCGGCAGGACGCGGCCCCUGGAGUUCAGGCUGCAGCAGCUCAAAGCCCUGCAGAGGAUGAUCACCGACAGACAGACUGAAAUCUCCACGGCGCUCAAACAGGACCUCAACAGGAGCCAGUACGACACACCGCUCUUGGAGCUGAUCAGCCUGGAGAACGAGAUCGCCCUGGCUAUAGAGAAGCUGGCAGAGUGGGCGGCACCACGGCCUGUGGAGAAGAACCUCCUCACCUUAACAGAUGAAGUUUACAUCCAACCAGAGCCGCUGGGGGUGGUGCUCAUCAUAGGGGCCUGGAACUACCCCUGGGCCCUGACCCUGUCCCCCUUGGUUGGGGCUAUCGCCGCUGGCAACGCAGCUGUGGUGAAGCCGUCCGAGCUCAGCGAGUACUCGGCCCUCCUCCUCCGAGCUCUGCUGCCUCGCUAUCUGGACAAGGAUCUGUACCCGGUGAUAACAGGUGGCGUGUCAGAGACACAGGAGCUGCUGAAGCAAAGGUUCGACCACGUCUUCUACACCGGAAGCAGCGCGGUGGGCAAACUGGUGAUGCAGGCUGCAGCCCAACACCUCACCCCAGUCACUCUGGAGCUCGGAGGGAAGAGCCCCUGCUACAUCGACAAGAACUGUGACCUGAGAGUCGCCUGUCGUCGUGUCACAUGGGGAAAAUUUGUCAACUGCGGUCAGACAUGCAUCGCUCCGGACUACAUCCUGUGUGAACCCUGCAUUCAGGGCCGAGUGGUGGAGGGCAUCCGACAGACCCUGCUGGAAUUCUAUGGUGCCGACCCCAAAUGCUCCCCAGACUACGGCCGAAUCAUCAACCAGCGUCACUUCAGCAGGAUAAUGGGUCUGAUGGAGGGUUACACUGCAGUGCUGGGAGGGCAGAGUGACGCAUCACAGCGCUACAUCGCCCCGACGGUGCUGAAGGACGUGCCUCCGCAGUCCAGGCUGAUGCAGGAGGAGAUCUUCGGGCCUCUGCUGCCCAUCGUGACCGUCAGCGACAUGGACGACGCCAUCCGCUUCAUCAACGAGAGAGAGAAACCCCUGGCCCUCUACAUCUUCUGCUCUGACAAGAAGGCGGUAAAAAGAAUGAUAGAUGAGACCACAAGCGGAGGAGUGACGGUCAACGACGUCAUGAUGCAUUGCGCGCUCAGCUCUCUUCCAUUUGGUGGUGUUGGUCAGAGCGGUAUGGGCCGCUACCACGGCAGACACACCUUUGACCAGCUCAGCCACCAGAGGGCAUGCCUGCUCAGGUCGCUGGGCAUGGAGAGCGUCAACUUGGCCCGGUACCCGCCUCAGGACCGCCAUCGGGCGCGCAGGGCCAGGCUCGCCCUCCGCUCGCCCAUGAUCGACUUCUCCAAGAGGACCUUCGUGUGGGCCGUCACGGCGACCGUCAUCGCCUUUGGCCUCGCCAUCGCCCUGCUGGUCAUUCUGCUCAUCGCUUCAGGCCUCAACUGUACCUGCUUUUACUGGCGAGGCUUUUACUACUAGAAACUGAAUUGGGUAGACUGGGCACUGUGUGGGGAGUUCUAGCGUUGCCAGUGAGCCUACUGGCAGCCACAUUUGAGGAACCAAUCAAACUUUAUUGACACUUCCAUGGUGGCAAAACAGCAGCUGGCAGUCCGGUGGAUCUCUGUCACAGUGUGCGCUAGGGCUGUGCUAAAAAAUCAACACAAUGAACUUCAUGCUGACUCACGUGUCAAUACAGAUGGUCUAGUAUCGAUACAGCAGCAAGUGCCUUGGCAUCAGUCUUGAAAAAUAAAGGCACACAUUGCACAAUGCACAAAAGGCCAAUAGGUGGCAGCAUAGGCCAAAUGCAUGUUACUUUAAUGCCAGACAGUCAGGAUUUGGACAUGAGUCAUGCAGUGUGCAGGAUCUGCACUCAAAGACAAGUGAAUAGGCAUUAUUGUUGCAUCAAGGAAUAAGAUAAAAAAGCUAUCUUUCAAAACUUAAAAUGACAUUUUAAGUUUUGAAAGAUAAUGAUUUGCUUUCAAAAUCUCUGGGUUAAAAAACAGAACAUACGUAUCGUAGUGUGACCCCAGCCCCAGUGUGUGCAGCUUCACAGCAACACUGACGGGCUAAAGAAUUACAUAAAAUCACCUGUAUGCUUGGAAACCAGCUUCCAGUCUCAGGCUAACAUUAUAUUAGCUCAUUAGUCAGCUUGGUUAAUCCUAAUCAGCUGCAUUAUUGUGAAUAAAAUUAAUGAAUAACACAGCAAAGACACCAAAAACUUAGCAGGUUCGGCACAUCUGUUUUGUUUAUGUUUUUUUUUUUUUUUUUUUUUUUUUUGUACACAAGAGCCACAGGGUUAUUUUCACAUCCUUCAAUUUAAUUUUCUUCUAAAACAGAGUAUAUUUCUGUUAGGGGUGUAUCAGGCUUAGUUUAAUCAACACACUCCUCUGAACGCUGCAGCGGUGCAUGACGGUUCUACCCAAUUCAAUGUCUAUGACUGAAACACACCAAUUUCUUCUUUUGUAAGGAAGAAGGUGAGCUUGUACCUGCUUGAAUGAGUUCCACUGUAUGAACACCAGUGAAUCCACUUUGGAAUCUGGGUUGAAUCCUCCAAAUAAUUUACAUCACAGUAUUUACAUCUGUCAUUUUAUUACUGGACCUUCACUCCACUCCUUCAGCUUCUCUAUGCUCACAAAUUUGACCAUGAGCUGAUCUGUGUAAAGCAUUUCUGUUGACAGACAUGUACGUUUCCUCUGCUUUCUCUUUUCAUCAAUAAAGAGAUUUGUCGAUACAUUAACUUCUGCCUUUUU
Messenger RNA from Myripristis murdjan (pinecone soldierfish), 2978 nucleotides. Its product is annotated as aldehyde dehydrogenase, dimeric NADP-preferring-like. Bases 184 to 1707 code for a protein of 507 amino acids. Lineage: Eukaryota; Metazoa; Chordata; Actinopteri; Holocentriformes; Holocentridae. Gene Ontology annotation, biological process: aldehyde metabolic process. Gene Ontology annotation, cellular component: cytoplasm. The record is from RefSeq and is a predicted model, not a curated record. Gene Ontology annotation, molecular function: aldehyde dehydrogenase (NAD+) activity; 3-chloroallyl aldehyde dehydrogenase activity. The transcript is spliced from 10 exons.